UUUAGUUUAGAAAAGCAUAAAACUGAGUUCUUUUUGCUGUUGACAGACAGUCAUCCUACUUCGUAGUAAUCCUGUGCCUUUCAUAUUUGCAUACUAAUCACGACCCUUACCUUCAGAAUGCUAAAUUUUGAAUUGCUUUGGCUCUGUAAUUUGUUUGAACUGAUCAUUUAAGAAUUUCAGAUAAGCGCAACCAGAUCUUUUGACCCUUCCGCUAAAAGGUGUAACGUGGUAAAUUUGUGGCAACAAGCAGCAUGACAUUCUUGUGCUUUUCUUGAUGAAUCCGGUGUAUUUGAAUGACAUGGAUCACCCUCUCGGCUGAUGUGAACCACAUGUUUUGCUGCUUAUAAAUAUAUUAAAUACAAGUGCGUCCAGAUACUUCUUAAUGAAGGUUGUCUUUUCUUCUCAGGCAUUCCUUUCCUGGUGGUUAGGCGGACUUUGGGGACACAGAUUUGGUGUGAAGUGAACCAUAGGGCCUUCAUUUCUGAUCAUCAAGAUGGCAUGGCUGAUUUACGUCAGUCAUCCUUCUGUUUUACUUAGUUAGUAUAUGCUCGUGCAAUCAUACACUUUCGCAUAUAAUAAGGUCACAGGUUUUUCUCCUGUAAUAAUGCAGCAUGUUCAUGCUUCUGUCGAGCAAGAACUAUUUCCUACCAACAGAGAGAGAAAUCCAAAGCACUCUUUUUGGUAAUUUUUGUUACAUUAGUGUUGAAGAAUAGCAACGGCGUCUUGUUAAGAGACCAUUUGUCUGGUAUUUAUACCUGUACACCAGCCACGCAAAGCAUCACUGUUCUCUGAAAAGAGAGACUGCACUUUGUAUUAACACUAUCCUUUGCACCCCUGCAGAAAAUUUCACUAUUCACGGAAACUAUCAGAACAAUAGAAACAUAUGAUUCUACAUAAUUCGAUGGCUACGAGUUUAUUUCUAAUGAGUUUGUUGAUGCUUUUGCUUGACUCUAACCCCUGCACAGCUCUCUCAUGGAGGAACAAUAGUUUAGUGGAUGAUAUUGGUAUACCAUGUCCAGUUUCUCCGCAUCCAUUUACUAUGUGCAAGUCAGAGGCAGAAGCUUACGGCUAUCCAUGUGAAGAUCACAAGGUCACAACUGAAGAUGGAUAUAUUCUUAGCUUAAAAAGGAUUCCUCAUGGUCAUGAUACUGAUAACUCAACCGGGGAUCAGAAGACAAGGCAACCAAUACUGCUAUUCCACGGGCUUUUUGUGGAUGGCGUUUCUUGGCUACUGGGUACACCAGAACAAUCACUUGGCUUUAUUUUGGCAGAUGGUGGGUUUGAUGUUUGGCUAGCGAACACUCGUGGAACUAAUACCAGCCGCAAACAUACAUCGCUGUCCCCAAAAGAUCCGGCUUUCUGGGAUUGGUCGUGGGACCAAAUUGCUGAAUAUGAUCUUCCAGCCGUGCUUGAGUUUGUUUAUCACCACACAGGACGUCAAAAAGUCCACUAUAUCGGUCACUCACUGGGAACCUUGAUUAUUCUUGCAGCCUUCUCUGAGCACAAGUUACUACACUUAGUCCGAUCAGCUGUGUUGCUCUGCCCAAUUGCUUAUCUGAGCAGAACUAGAUCCGAUCUCACCCGGCUUGCUGCUCAAAUGUUCCUGGCAGAAGCAGUUUACCGUAUAGGUAUUCAUGAGUUCAAUCCUGUUGGAAAAGUUGCAGCUCAACUUCUAGCCAAAGUAUGUGGCGACCCUAAAAUUGACUGCCACGAUGUAUUUUCUGCUCUUGCAGGACCGGACUGUUGCCUCAAUAAAUCAACUACAUGUGCCUUCAUGCUGCAUGCUCCACAGCCUACGUCUAUGAGAAACCUUAUUCACUUGUCGCAGAUGGUCAGGAGCGAAGGGGUCAGAAGGUACGACUAUGGCAACGCCAAGGAAAACAUGAAGCAUUACAAGCAGCCACACCCUCCGCUGUACAACCUCUCAUCCAUUCCGACCCAUGUCCCCAUGCUCCUGACGCAUGGCGGCCAAGACUUCCUCGGCGAUGUCCCUGACACCAGGCACCUCCUGAAGACACUGGUCAGAAACCAUGACUCCGAUAACAUCGAGGUGCAAUACUUGCCCGACUAUGCUCAUGCUGACUUUGUGAUAGCCUAUAAUGCUCCACGCCUCGUAUAUGAACCGAUGGUCGACUUCUUUCAACGUCACUGAGGGUUACUACUUCACGUCUCUUCAUGAUCAGCUUCAGCUGUAAUUUGGUUCCAGCCUAUGCAACCGAAACUUCAACUUGCAAGUUGUCCAUGUAUAUGGCUAGUCAAGCCAUAGUAUGUACCUAUAUUUGUCAGGCUGAUCAUGCUAGAGAGUAAACUACGAUCAAAUAGCCAGUUUCAUGUAACCAAUUUAUCCAGCAUAUCCUAUGGAGCAAGUACCAAAAAUGUUAUAUCAGACAAUUAUUGGAAGAUCUCAAACUUCUGAAGAAAAUGCUGUUGAACCUUCUCAGCUAA
Molecule: messenger RNA, 2445 nt
Organism: Triticum dicoccoides
Lineage: Eukaryota; Viridiplantae; Streptophyta; Magnoliopsida; Poales; Poaceae
Product: triacylglycerol lipase 2-like
Exons: 9
Coding region: 884-2152 (422 amino acids)
Biological process (GO): lipid metabolic process
Molecular function (GO): hydrolase activity, acting on ester bonds
Source: RefSeq, a predicted model, not a curated record